Messenger RNA from Aphanomyces astaci, 1775 nucleotides. RefSeq lists its product as hypothetical. Gene Ontology annotation, biological process: proteolysis. The coding region runs from base 37 to 1656 and encodes 539 amino acids. NCBI's taxonomy places the organism in Eukaryota, Oomycota, Saprolegniomycetes, Saprolegniales, Verrucalvaceae. The record is from RefSeq and is a predicted model, not a curated record. Gene Ontology annotation, molecular function: serine-type exopeptidase activity; dipeptidyl-peptidase activity. The transcript has 4 exons.
UUUGACCUCGGGUAUCAAGAAGGAAACAAACAUAUCAUGGCGAUCAAGUUUGCGGCUGUGGCGGUAGCAGCUCUCGCCAGCAGUGGUGCGUUCGGCAUGCACCUUCCCCCUCAACAUGCGCGAGGUGGCGAACUCUUCGCGGACCUCGUGAAGGACUCGUUCAUCUCGUUGGAUGCGACGGCGUCCCCGAAAGCGCAAUGGUUUCAACAACAACUGGACCACUUCACGACCGAGGCACCGCUGCACUUCUUGCAGCGAUAUUACGUCGACGACACGUAUUGGGGCAACCAUGACGGGAACCCCAUCAUUCUGUACAUUGGCGGCGAGGGCGCGAUGGACAAGAUGCCCAAGGGAUAUGUUGAUGUGCUCGCCAAGGAACACAAGGCCAAAGUUGUCGCGUUGGAGCAUCGAUUCUACGGCCAAAGCACGCCCAAGAACGAUCUGUCGACGGAAAACUUGCGCUUUCUGACGGUGGAACAAGCGCUGGCCGACCUGAACCACUUCAUCCACGCAUACACGACGGAACUCACGACCAAAGCCAACCCGUGGAUCGCCGUGGGUGGGUCGUACCCUGGCGCGCUCUCUGCGUGGUUUCGUAUCGCGUACCCCAAUGCAACUGUCGCGGCGAUUUCAUCGUCGGGGGUCGUGAACCCCAUCUACAACUUUCACGGGUUCGACGAACAGGUGGCGGAAUCGGUCGGCGCGGAAUGUGCAGAUGCCUUGCGCAGCAUCACGUCGGCGUACGAAGGCGAAAUCGCCGCUGGGCGCGGCCAUCAAGUCAAGGCGCUGCUGGGGGCACAAGCAUUGAGCGACCCCGACUUCUUCUACAUGUUGGCGGAUGCGGCGGCGAUGGCCGUGCAAUAUGGCACCAAGGACAAACUGUGCGGGCCGAUGCUGGCGGCCGUCAAGGCCAACGUGUCAUUGACGCACGCGUUUGCCAACUACACGCUGGUGAAAUACGGCCACGCGUUUGGCUUUGGAUGCUUUUACGACACGGGAUGCUUGAAGUCGAACGUGGACCGGUGGCCCGAAGGUCGGUCGUGGCGGUGGCAAAAGUGUUCCCAGUUGGCGUACUUCCAGGUGGCGCCGCAUGCCGGCAGCCUCCGGUCGUCUAUUGUCAACUUGGACUACCACGAACAGCAAUGCUUUGACAUCUUUGGAGACGCUGUGGACCCGUCGGCGGGCGUGGCGGACAACAUCCAGCGCUACGGCGGGGACAAACCGAAAGGGCACAACAUCUUUUACGCCAACGCUGGCGACGACCCGUGGCAACGAGCGUCCGUCACGUCCACUUUGUCGUUGGAUCAGCCGUUCUACUUGGCCAAAUGCGAUUUGUGCGGCCAUUGCGGCGACCUCGGCGACGGCUCGGUUGAUCCUGCCCCUCGAAAGUACCAAAAGGAACUCAUUCGCGAAUACAUUGCCAAGUGGGUGGCUCCAUGGACGGCCAAGGCGGCCGCGGACGCUAAAGUGAAUGCCGCGGCGGUCACUGUCGUCCAUAAUAACGCUCCUGUGGUGGGCGAGUCGUUGAACCAAGCGAGCAACGUGUCGUUCCUGGUCCUCUUGCCUAUCCUCUGUUUAUUCCUUGCGUUCAAGGCCAUCAUGCACGUCGACUUGGUCCGUGACGCCGCGGCGACCGUGCGUACCAGUUUGUUGUGAGGACGCAGUAGUAGCAGUCGAAGCAAUGUUGUAACGAAAUGCGUGUUGCUUGCCAUGCAGAAUGAAUGAAUGGAUUGCUGGGUGUACGUCGCAAAGGAGAUCGAAGACCAGUAACGUUA